This is a messenger RNA of Symbiodinium sp. CCMP2456, 162 nucleotides long. The record is from the annotation of a GenBank genome assembly. Lineage: Eukaryota; Dinophyceae; Suessiales; Symbiodiniaceae.
AUGAAGAUGGGCCAGGCGAACUUCUCGCUGAAGGAUGAUCGCGAUUGCGUGAACCCCUUCAUCGAUCACUCCAACGAUUCGCAUGUGAAGGGCUACACCGGAAAGAGGGUGGACAAGCGGUCCUCAGUCAAGCAGAUCAGCAACCUGAGUUUUACAUCUUAG